Molecule: messenger RNA, 2243 nt
Organism: Chlamydomonas reinhardtii
Lineage: Eukaryota; Viridiplantae; Chlorophyta; Chlorophyceae; Chlamydomonadales; Chlamydomonadaceae
Exons: 8
Coding region: 198-1688 (496 amino acids)
Biological process (GO): mitochondrial ADP transmembrane transport; mitochondrial ATP transmembrane transport
Cellular component (GO): mitochondrial inner membrane
Molecular function (GO): ATP:ADP antiporter activity
Source: RefSeq, a predicted model, not a curated record
CGUGCAUAGUCAACACUCUUGCAUUCAGGAAAGCUUUGGUUGCGAUUCGUUGACGCUCUUUCCGAGGCAUCACAACCGGAUGCUCCUCACUGGCCAGCUUUCACGAGCUUAGGAUAGCGUCAUAGAAGAAAAUAUAAGUUUGGCUGUAAGUUUACGUGAUCCAUAGCAGCUGCUGCAACCGAACGCUGUCGAGGCAGAUGGGGCAGGUGGAGCUGCUUUCGGGGCCGCUAGCGAGCGGGCGGCCUCCGGGAAAGCCACUGGUGAUCAAGGAGAACUGGACCGCUGCCCUGAGCGACCAGUUGCGCCUCUUUAGCGUUCAGCUUAUCUGCUCGGGCGGGUCCAGCGCCGUCGCCAAAACCAUGGUUGCGCCGCUGGAGCGGAUCAAGAUCCUAUUGCAGGUGCAGCACAUGGCCGCCGCCGAACGCGCCGCCGCGCGCUACACGGGCGUGCGGGACGUGCUGGCGCGGCUGCCGGCGCGGGAGGGCGGCGUGCUGUCUCUGUGGCGCGGCAAUGGCGCCAAUGUGGCACGCCUGUUUCCGGACGUGGCCUUCCGCUUCGCAGUCCACGACCAGUUCCGGGUCAUGUUCGCGCCGCUGGACGGCUCGCCGCCCGGCGUGGCGGAAAAGCUGGCUGCGGGCGCGGCCACCGGCGUCCUCAAGACGGCGCUCUUCUACCCGCUGGACCUGUGCCGCACCCGCAUCACCGCAGACCAGUCACUGGCCGCAACGGCAUCGGCGACCGCCGCCUCCGCCUCGAUGACGCCGACAAUGCCGGCAGCGGCAGCAGGGCCCGCAGCGGCAGGGCAGGCGGCUGGUGCGGGAGCAGGAGCCGGAGCGGCUGGUGCCGGGAGCGCGGCGACGGGAACGGGGACAGGAGCUGGAGCGAAGCUAGGUGCUCAGGCGGUGGAGCACGCGGGCGCAGCGGGCGCGGCCGCAACGGGACCUUCCUCUGCAGCCGCAGCGCCGCAAGCUGCCAGCGCCACAGGUGCUGGGGGCGGGCGCCCGACGGCUGGCGGGCCUGCCGCCUCUUCCACAUCCCACGUACGCGGCUUCGCGUCUUCGUCAGCGGCGGCGGCUUCCGCAGCCGCAUCCACGUCAGUAGUGCAGGCGCAGGCGCUACGGGCAGGGCAAGGAGCGGGACCAGGCCCGGGAAGCGGCGGCGGUGGUGGUGGCGGUGCCGUGGGGCGGACGUACCCGAACAUCCGCGUGUGCAUGGUGGCGACGCUGCGCGAGGAGGGCGUGCGGGGGCUGUACCGCGGCUGCCUGCUGUCCAUGGGCGGCGUGGCGCCGUACCUGGCCAUCAGCUUUACCAUGUAUGACGAACUGCGGCGGCGGCUGCCCGCAGACCGCGAGUCGGUGUCGGCCUGGUGGUACCCGCUGCUGAAGAUGGGGUGUGGCGCGGCGGCGGCGGUGUCGGCGCAGACCGUGGUGUACCCGCUUGACACGGUCCGGCGCUGCAUGCAGAUGAACGGGGCAGCGGGGCAGGCGGUGCGUUACCGCUCCGCCUACGACUGCCUGCGCCAGCUGCUGCGCAGCCCCGGCGGCGGCCUGGCGGCGCUGUACCGGGGCUGCGCCGCCAACUGCCUCAAAACCUCCAUCGGCGCGCCCAUCCACUUCAUUAUGUACGACGCAAUCAAGGCCGGGAUCCAGGCCGUGGAUCCGACCACGGGCGUGUCGUCACCGCUUUAGUGCAACGGGUAGUAUCAGCAUGCAGGGCCGGCAUGGCGUGGCAUGGGGAUGGUGCCAGGAAGACAGGGUUGGUGAGGUGUGGUGCACUGGUGCGUGGCGUGUGCGGCGGCUUGUGUGAGCGGGAGCGUGUGGCGUCGGUGCAGGCAAGCUCUAUGAGGGUGUGAAGCAGUAUUCGAGAGCGGUAGGUAGCAGUUGAUCAGCUGAGACGGGACGGAAAUAAAAAGCAGGUGACACGGGCAUUGCACGAGGGAGUGAAGCGAGCGGGCAGAAGGGGAGGCAAGCGCUGGAUCUGACGUGAACAAAGACGAGGAUUGCCCUUUGCUGUAAUGCAAGCGCACUCAUGGCAGACUCUCCACGCUGGCUGGGAGGCGCGUUGAGGCUGCUUAACCCUGAUCAGGGCGCACUCAUGCAUGCACCCCAAGCCAUCGCUGAUUCGCUGCCAGCCUGCCAAGCCCCCAUGCACACGGCGUAUCCACUCGGUGAGCCGGCGCCUCAGCAGGCCAAAGGAGCCUGGGGAAGCUGGAAUAGUAUUCGGAUGUGAUUGUUGGGAAUGUC